AUGGCGCUGCAGCUGAAGAACGGGGAUGCAGCGUACUACCAGAGUGCAGAAUACUGCAGAAAUUACACCUCGCCGCCUGUCAGCUACGGUGACAGCAGCCAUUAUCUUGCCCGAUUGCCAGGCCCAGAGACCAUGUUGAAGCCUCCUCUGAGUCUCUUCAGCCAUCCCCAGCAGCCUUUCCAACACAUGGAUUCUCUGCACCAGCUGGGACCUCCACCAAUGGCUCCUACACAGCCUCUUGGCCCACCACCCAUAGCCCCCGCUCAAGCCAUUGGACCCCCAACUAUGGUUCCCACCCAGACUCUAGGGCCCCCUCCCAUGACUGCAACUCACACGUUAAGGCCUCCCCCGAUUACCCCACCACACAGCUUAGUCCCCCCUCCGAUGGCCCCAGCUCAGCCGCUGAGGCUUCCACCAAUGGCACACACCUUGGGGCCCCCACCUGUAGAUCACACACAAGCAACAGUGCCUCCAACCAUGGACCUCACACAACCGUUAGGGCCUCCACCUCUGAACCAUGCACAUGCACUGGUGCCCCCACCUGUAGUGGCCCCCGUUGCCGGGCGAUUCCCCCUCCCUCCCAGCCCCCUGUCCUCCCCUCCUGCUCCAGGCCCAGACCCCUCACAGAUGCCCCCAAGGCCCCCAGGACCGGCCCUUAUCCCUGCCCCGGUGUCCUGCCUCAUCCCUGGCCCUCUCCCGGGUCAGGCCGCCCCAGCCAGCGAGCAGCCUCAGGAUGAAGGUUCUCCGCUGGGUGUGGAGGAGCAGGAGGACUCUCUGGGGCUGGGGGAACUGUGUAAACCUCUUUACUGUAAACUCUGCAAUGUUACCCUCAACUCUGCUCAGCAGGCACAGGCUCACUACCAGGGGAAGAACCACAGCAAAAAGUUAAGAAAUUUCUACGCUGGCAGCCAACAGCCUCCAGCGAUCAGGAUCCCAGAAGUCCUCGAGGCGGCUGGCCAGACAGCCCUCAGCUCAGGAUCCAACGACAGUGACGCAGGCAGGCAGGGGUUGUAUAAGGGGGCGACCCGGGUCAUCUUGGCCACAGAGAAUGACUAUUGUAAGCUGUGUGACGCCUCCUUCAGUUCACCGGCAGUUGCGCAGGCCCACUACCAGGGCAAGAACCACGCCAAGAAGCUGCGGCUCGCUGAGGCCCAACAGAACUCCAUUAACAUGUAGGUUGAAGCAGCCCCGAGAAGAAACAGGAAAGAUGGCAGUGAGUACAGACUGGUGAAAAACCGCCGCAGCCCACAGCUACCUGCAUCCAUGCCAGGGCCAUACUACAACCCCAGACCGAGGCAGCGAAUCCCCAGGGACUUGGCCAUGUGCGUGACUCCCAGCGGACAGUUCUACUGCUCCAUGUGCAACUGCGGAGCCGAGCAGGAGACGGACUUCAGGCAGCAUCUGGAGAGCAAGCAGCACAAAGCGAAAGUGUCAGAGUUAAGAUACCGCCACGAGAUGGAGAACCUCGGCUACAGCUAA
This is a messenger RNA of Chelmon rostratus (copperband butterflyfish), 1479 nucleotides long. It is a transcript of the gene zmat3, whose product is annotated as zinc finger, matrin-type 3. The record is from RefSeq and is a predicted model, not a curated record. The transcript has 6 exons. Gene Ontology annotation, molecular function: nucleic acid binding; zinc ion binding. Lineage: Eukaryota; Metazoa; Chordata; Actinopteri; Chaetodontiformes; Chaetodontidae.